Molecule: messenger RNA, 849 nt
Organism: Mucor velutinosus
Lineage: Eukaryota; Fungi; Mucoromycota; Mucoromycetes; Mucorales; Mucoraceae
Exons: 5
Coding region: 1-849 (282 amino acids)
Cellular component (GO): membrane
Source: RefSeq, a predicted model, not a curated record
AUGAUUAGUAUAUUUUUGUGUGUUGGUCUUGUUAUUUCAUAUCUUCCUCAGCAUUAUAGAAUCAUUGCCAACAAGACAAGUGAAGGAUUCAGUGCUUGGUUCUUGUUGCUGGGUGUUGUUUCAUCUACCUCUAGCUUCCUCAACAUUAUUCUCUUGCAAUGGGACUCGAUCGUAUGCUGUAAAUCACUGUCAACAGGCGCAUGCAUUGAAGGGUUGAUGGGUAUUGUGCAAAUUGGAUUACAAUGGGCCAUGUUUAGCUUGGUGUUCAUUUUAUUUUUGCUAUAUUUCCCAGAAAACAAGAAACGUCAACUCCAUGCUCCUACCUCUCUACAUUUGGAUCUACCCAACAAGAUGCAGGCUCCUCUAUCUGCUGAAUGGAAGGUGUCUUUGGUAGUCGCCGCUACUUGUAUAGGCCAUUUAGCCAUCUCCUUUUUCAUUUCUAUUUUACUCUUGAUCAUUGUGGGUGGACCUGAACAUUGGCAAACCAAUUAUUGGGCUGCAUUUCUGGGUAUUCUUAGUAUGCUUUUAGCAUCACUUCAAUAUCUGCCACAAAUUUACAAGACAUGGAAGAGCAAGAUGGUCGGUGCUCUCAGUAUACCCAUGAUGAUGCUACAAACGCCAGGCACUGUCUUGUUUGUGUAUUCAUUGGUGGUUCGUCCUGGUACAAAUUGGACAGCAUGGCUCACCUAUAUGGUCACAGGCAUCUUACAAGGAACACUGCUGAUCAUGUGUAUUGCAUGGCAUUUCAGAAACAAGAGACUUGGUAUUCGUGAUAUUGAUACGACGACUGCUCCUAUCGUUGGAGAUGAACAGGACGAGCCAAAUGAGAACACUCGUCUCCUGAAUUAG